GGCAUCACCAAUUUCCACCAACUAACCACUUCUUCAUUUAUUGUUGGUCUAUAUAUGGAAAACUAGAAGUUUCAAGGAAUUAAUCACAAAUUGGAUCUGGACAUUCAAGUAUCAAUUUUGAGUGAUUGAAUCAUCAAAUCAAGUCAUAAAAUGAACUAUCCAAGAAGAAGAACACAAGUUCUGAAAAGUGAUGCUCCCAAUCCACAUGGGUCUGCAGUUGUUCGUCCCCAAAUCGAUAGCAAAUUAUUUAGAGCUAAGUUAAAUGUUAUUUACAGAUACGCAAAACCUUACACGCUUGGAGGAAUGGUGUUGUCCAUCAUCUCAACGUCUUUGCUAACCGUCAACAAACUUUCAGAUUUUACUCCAUCUUUUUUCAUUGGAGUUUUGCAGGUGAUCAUUGGUGGUAGUUUGGCCAACUCAUAUGUUGCAGCCAUAAAUCAACUCUCAGAUAUUGACAUCGACAAGGUUAACAAGCCAUAUUUGCCAUUGCCAUCAGGCGAGCUUUCUGUUAAAACUGCCAUUCGCCUCACCUCUUUGUACGCUAUUUUGGGUUUUUUCCUUGGAUGGAGUACCAAAUCAUGGCCAUUAAAGUUGGGUCUCUUGUUAUGGUAUGCUUCUGGAACAGCCUAUUCAGUUCACCUACCGUUACUACGUUGGAAGAAAAAUCCUGCACUUGCCGCAGUGUCCAUCUCAUUAGGUCUAGGAGUAGGCAUUAAUAUUUUGUUCCACCUCCACGUACAGGCAUGCAUAUACGGAAGACCACUCAUGCUUUCGAAGCAUGCUAUUUUUGUAUCUGGAAUCAUGUGCAUCUUUGGUUUAGUUGCCGCACUAUUUAAGGACAUUCCUGAUGUCGAGGGAGACAAGAUAAACGGAGUUAACUCACUGGCAUCGCAAGUCGGGAAAAAACCAGUGUUUUGGCUUUGUAUAUGGCUCCUUGAAAUGGCAUAUGGUGUGGCAAUAUUAAUAGGCUUAUCAUCAACAUAUUUUUGGAUUGGAUCGAUAAUGGUAAUCAGUCAUAGCAUUCUUGGUUUUAUACUAUGGAAAGAAGCAAACUUGGUUGAUCUCGAAAGCGACCAAGCCAUUGAGUCAUUCUAUAGAUUUAUAUGGAAGUUACGAGGUGUCGAGGACUUAUUGAUGCCCUUAUUAAGAUUUUAAGAAGGAAAAGUGGCAACUUGUUGUGAAUUCUUCAUGUUUUGGAUUUUCUUCUUAUCAUUUCAUUUUUGUGUGUUUGUUAUUGUAUUUUUAAAUAAAACCUCUUGAAUGAAUAAAUCAUAAAAAUUAAGUGAUCA
Messenger RNA from Lactuca sativa (garden lettuce), 1289 nucleotides. RefSeq names its product homogentisate phytyltransferase 1, chloroplastic. Gene Ontology annotation, cellular component: membrane. The record is from RefSeq and is a predicted model, not a curated record. Gene Ontology annotation, molecular function: transferase activity, transferring alkyl or aryl (other than methyl) groups. NCBI's taxonomy places the organism in Eukaryota, Viridiplantae, Streptophyta, Magnoliopsida, Asterales, Asteraceae.